Messenger RNA from Amblyraja radiata (thorny skate), 1236 nucleotides. RefSeq names its product collectrin, amino acid transport regulator (gene cltrn). Bases 28 to 732 code for a protein of 234 amino acids. The record is from RefSeq and is a predicted model, not a curated record. Gene Ontology annotation, biological process: positive regulation of amino acid transport. NCBI's taxonomy places the organism in Eukaryota, Metazoa, Chordata, Chondrichthyes, Rajiformes, Rajidae. Gene Ontology annotation, cellular component: plasma membrane; extracellular exosome. The transcript is spliced from 6 exons.
GUUCAUUCUGAACAGCCAGAGAACACAAUGUGGAGUCACAACACAACAUUCUGUGCUUUUCGUGCUGUUUCCAAGGACACAUUGAGACAAACAUUGACUGUGCCACAAGAUUACAACCCAUUGAAAGAUUCAUCUGAUGCUUUUAAAGUGCGAAUCAGCCUGAAGACAGCUCUUGGAGAUGAGGCUUAUGAUUGGGAUGAGAGCGAACAAUUCUACUUUCAAGCAACAGUAGCAUAUGGUAUGAGAAAAUCAAUGAAUAAACCAUUUAAUGUGUCCGAUGUGCACAUAUGUGAGGAAACAAAAAGGAUCUCAUUUUAUUUUGUGGUGACAGAUCCACAUACAGCAUUGAAACCUCUUCCCAAGACACAUGUGGAAAAAGCAAUCAGAAUGGUCAGAGCCAGAUUCAAUAAUGCCUUUUCGCUGGAUGACAACACACUGGAGUUUAUUGGUAUUGAACCUACAUUAGCCCCAGCCCGGGAGCAACCUGUCACUGUGUGGCUGAUAAUUUUUGGUAUCAUCAUCGGCUUGAUAGUAUUUGGUUUAAUUAUGAUAAUUGUGACCGGCCAUCGAGAAAAAAUGAGGAAAGCAAAAGCUGCUGAAAAGGAAGAAGAAAAUGAAGAAGAAAAUUUCAAAGGGGCUGAGAAUGGAAUCCACUGCAGAACACUGGGAGGGAGUGAAGGAUGUCAAAAUGAAGCAUUCCGUCCAGAUGAUGAUAGCUUAACAACACUAUAAAAUCAGCUCUGCCCUACCAUCCAUGCAGGCCAUUGCAGCCUUAAGUACAUUAAUGGUAGAAUUAACUCAGUAAGUAAGUGUUAUUAAAAUUAAACUCCAACCCUUAAAUCAGUUCAGUUUUACUUAUAAUUUUCUUUUUAGAGAGUACAUUUGCUUCAUGUUGAAUGAAGAUAGAUGUGUAGCAAUGUUAAACAUUGCAGCAAAUCCGUAAUUGCUAAAUUGUGUCUAAAGUUGGAGUCUUGCUUAUCUUUCUUUAUUGUGCUGAAUACUGAUCACUUAAGAGAAUAUUAACCUGGUUCAUGGUGAGGGACUGCAUAUAGUAUUCUUGCUUUCAUAGGUCGGGACAUUGAGUGUGAGAGUCAGGAAGUCAUGAUGCAGCUUUAUGAGACUUUGGUUAGACUACAUUUGGAGUAUUGCGUGCAGUUCUAUUCACUCCAUUACACGAAGGAUGUGAAGGCUUUGAAAAGGAGGCAGAGGAGGUUUACCAAAAUAAUAUCUGGUUUA